This is a messenger RNA of Alnus glutinosa, 3306 nucleotides long. RefSeq names its product anaphase-promoting complex subunit 2-like. The transcript is spliced from 8 exons. Lineage: Eukaryota; Viridiplantae; Streptophyta; Magnoliopsida; Fagales; Betulaceae. The record is from RefSeq and is a predicted model, not a curated record. The coding region runs from base 887 to 2086 and encodes 399 amino acids. Gene Ontology annotation, cellular component: anaphase-promoting complex.
CAAAAAUCUUCUCCAUAAACCGGUCCUCUCCCUCUCCCCCUCUCUCUCUUCUCUCUCUUUGUUCUUCUCGCCGGAUAACCCCUCUCUCGAAUCUUUGGUCGGGCUGUUUGGGGGGAAAAAAAAAUAACUGGAAAAGGAGAGGAUCUGAAGUGGCGUUAGCCUUGAAGCUCUGAUACCAUAUCAUAAAAUAAAGAGAAUGACAGAAACAGAGAAGGAAGAGGAAGAAGGGAAGAACACAGAUAACUUUAAGGACUACAUUGUUGCUGAUUACACUUCUUAUUCUGAUUACAAAUACAUUAAUAUAUAGGCUAUAACAAAGGUUAAAGACCAGAGCACAAAAACAUAAACUAAAAGAGAAAUACAAAUGGGUAUGGUCUUUUGAGCAAGGAGUGGUUAGGAAUGGGUUGCUGCAGUAUGAAAAUGGCUGAUGACUCGUUGCAGAGAGAUGGUGCUUCUGAUCUGGCGUGAUGCAGUGGUGAAGAGAUCUUGAAGUGGUGAAGUUUCUUGCUGCAGAGGUUUAUCCUCUAAUACCCUUCGCCUUUCAAUCUCAACCACUGGCGGCAAACCCAAAGGCUUGUUCGAAAGGAGUGUGAGACAGUGAUGGCGACGGAGGAGGAAGCGACUUCGUUAGUGCGUAACCUAGGGAUUCUGGACACUCUCAGUGACGAUUCGAUCUAAGAGAUCGUCGGGAGCUACAAUGGCUUCUGUGCGGCCACCGAGGCCCUCCUCAACGGUACCGGAGACCUCUCUGUGGACCCCGAAUUCGACGAUCACGUCCAUGGCCUCUGCAAGCACGGCCUUCGCUCUCUCGUCCGAGACCACUUUCUUCGAGCACUAGAGGAAACUUUUGAGAAAAACGGAGCGUCAAAAUUUUGGCGGCAUUUUUAUGCUUACAGUAAUGUCGCACUCCUAUGUAAAACACGCGAGGGUGAAGUGGAGCAGGUAUUGUGCAAAGCUAUGGAAGACAUAUGCUUGGAAAAGCUAUACCAGGAGAACUGUUUGUUGGCGUUGGUUCGAGAGAGCCCGUCUCUUCUCUACGUACCAAUUACUCGUGUCUUCGGUGCUUAUGGCGACCCUUCCUUGGCAUUUUUCAGAGAUACUCCACUGGUAUUUUAAGGGAAGGUUGGAGGAGUUAAGUACAAUCAUGGCUGGAGAGCUUAAUGGUGACAGUGAAUCUCAAGAAAAAGAUGACAUGGAUUUAGAUGAAAAAAGCAAACUUGCCUACCGAACUGGAGAAAUGGAUAUUGAUGAAUGCUAUCACCAAGUCAGGUUCUCAGAGAACAAUAAAUUGGUAAAGAACAUUGGGAAGGUUGUUCGUGAUCUCAGAAAUCUUGGAUUUACGUCUGUGACUGAAGAUGCCUAUGCUUCUGUUAUCUUUCUGCUUCUAAAGGCUAAAGUACAUAAUCUGGCUGGUGAUGAUUACAGGAGUUCUGUUCUGGAGUCCAUUAAACGAUGGAUACAGGCUGUACCUCUCCAGUUCUUGCGUGCACUUCUUGCUUAUCUUGGUGACUCUGUUAGUUAUGAUAGUCCUUCAUCUGGUCAAAAAUCUCCUUUGGCUUCACAUCCUUCUUCAUGCUGUCCUGGAAUUGAUACACCCUCUGAAGGACUUGUUAGAUGGCAGCUGCGGCUAGAGUAUUUUGCUUAUGAGACAUUGCAAGAUUUGAGAAUAGCCAAAUUAUUUGAGAUCAUUGUGGAUUAUCCUGACAGCUCUCCGGCUAUUGAAGAUUUAAAACAAUGUCUUGAAUAUACAGUACAACAUUCUAAGCUGGUUGAAUCAUUUAUCUCAGCGCUACCAUAUCGUUUGCUUACUGCUGGUGCCUCAACUAAUGAUAUAUUGCAUCAAUAUGUCUCAACUAUCAAAGCACUACGAACAAUAGACCCAGCAGGUGUUUUUCAUGAAGCAGUUGGUGAACCAAUAAGAGACUACUUAAGGGGAAGGAAAGAUACAAUAAAAUGUAUUGUUACAAUGCUUACUGGCGGGACUGGUGGGACUGGUGGAAAUCCAAAUACAUCUGGAAAUACUGGAGAUUGCCUUCUUGAAGAAUUAAAUAGAGAUGAAGAAAGUCAAGAGAAUACUAAGGACUAAGGACAAUAAUCAAAAGCUAAACUCAAGAAGGUCAAGCAGAAUUAUUUGUGCCCAAAAAAAGAAAAAGAAAAGGAGAGAGUAGGACUUUCUCUCUUCACUCAGCAAAUGGCUGGCCUUAACCUCUAGCAUUGACUUGUUGUUAUGUAACCUUCCAGAUUUUGACAUUUUUUGCUGUGGCUGAUCACAACUUUGUCAAAUAGUAGUUUUUGAAAUAGACUUCCCAAGAAGGGGGAAAAAAGCACUAAAAAUGUGAAUGCUUGGAGAUAAAAGAUUUUAGAUUUGUUGCUUUUGGGAAAAUUUAGUAAGCAUCUCAGUUUUGGCAAGCCUUGGACAAUGAUUUGGUCAAGUAUCAGGAUUAAACCGAAGAUGUAAAUGUAUUUAUGCAUCUUGAUGAACUUUGUCAAGUGUCAUAUUGUUCCAUGUAUAACUCUAAAUGGCAUUUUCUUGGAGAAAUUUAUCAUGGGGAUGCUCACAAAUUUUGGAAGCAUGGCAUUAGAUCGAAUGCAUAAUACUCUCAAGAUGUUUUGUGUAGCUGAUCCCCCUUAUGAUAAAUCACUCCAAUAGCUUCAGAGCUUCUAAUCUGGUCUAGUAUCUGAAGAUAAGAGAUGGAAUGUACUUUCUAAAGAAAUAAUGAGUUGAUAGAAUUUCAACUCAUCCUCUGAAUCAUUAAGCAAUAGCACUGGUGAGACUUUUUGCAGAUUUAAAUGAAACAACAGUUGGAAAUAAUGCUUUCCUGUUCUCUUCAUUGCAUGAGGUAUCGCAGAAUUGAUGCCCAGAUACUCUUCCCGCAUUUUGGGAAUGUCUACAGGCAGCUUUGCCAAAAUUGCAGGGAGUUUUUUCAUUCUGUAUAUAGCCUUGAGAAAUGGUCGAUCUUUGUGGCAGGAGUGUCGCAAUCAUCCUGUUUGUUGAUUCUAGUUGGAGUAUCUUUUGGGAUGUUUUCCAGUGGAUUUGUGGAGAGCGACUUUGGCCAUACUUGAGAAAAUCACUCUUCAGCUCUACAUGGAAAAUAGCAUUCUGGUUUAUGCAUGCUCAUGGAUGUGGGGUUCUGGACAGCGUUUAAAAUUGCAGGAAGUCAGAAGAUCCUAAAGAGUGGUACUUAACAUGUUCCUGUGAUGAUUAAUUACUAAAUUUAUGAUGAUUUGUACUUUUGAUAGUUUAAAUACAUCAGAAAUGCUGCGUACACUCUUACAUGGUAAUAGUGAAUUUUAAGAUGCCCCCAA